AUGAGAAAUAGUACAAAAAUCCAAGACUGUUUACAAGAAACUGACGAGGAAGAUGAAACUGUAUUGUCAACCGGAACAAAUUUUGUAGCACUGCAGUUCGAAUUUUUACUUGGACAAAGUAGUAUAAGUAGUAUAGUUCGAGAAACGUGCCAAUCUUUAUGGGAGACCUUACAACCCCAAGAAAUGCCAGAACCUAACCCCAACCAAUUGCUAGAUAUAGCCAAAAAAUUUUAUUUAAAAACCACCUUCCCAAACUGCAUUGGAGCAGUCGACGGGAAGCAUAUCCGUUGUGUUAAUCCAAAUAAUGCAGGGUCACUAUUUUUUAACAACAAAAAAUAUUUUUCCAUUGUGCUAAUGGCUGUAGUGGACGCUGAUUAUUGUUUUAUUACUAUUGAUGUCAGUACAUAUGGUAAAGACAGUGACACUCCAAUUUUCAAAGAAAGUCCAUUCGGAAAAAAACUCUACUCUGAACAGUUGAAUUUACCAGCACCUACUUGCUUACCUAAUACAAACAACAGUCCACAGUCUUACGUCAUUAUUGGGGAUGAAGCAUUUGGUUUACAUAGAAAUCUUUUGAGGCCAUACCCCGGGCGACGUCUUACAUUUAAACGAAAAAUAUUUAACUACCGCCUAUCCAGAGCUCGAAGAUACGUUGAAUGUGCGUUUGGUAUAUUGGCAAACAAAUGGAGGGUUUUAAAUAGUGCUAUGUUAGUUGAACCUAAUUUUGCGGACGAUGUGGUAAAAGCGUGCUGUAUUUUAGACAAUUAUGUCAGACGUAGGGAUGGGGAGAUUUAA
Metopolophium dirhodum (rose-grain aphid) is the source of this 795-nucleotide messenger RNA. RefSeq lists its product as uncharacterized. The record is from RefSeq and is a predicted model, not a curated record. Bases 1 to 795 code for a protein of 264 amino acids. The transcript is spliced from 3 exons. NCBI's taxonomy places the organism in Eukaryota, Metazoa, Arthropoda, Insecta, Hemiptera, Aphididae.